AUGCAGCCGUCAACAAACGUGUCUGCGCCAAACGUGACGACGUCAACGGCUGUUGGUUCGUCAGUGUCGCUGCCGAAGAUGGUUGAACGCACGCUGUCACUGGCCAAAACGGUGGGCCGAAAUGUAUCACGGGCUGCCGCCAACAGCAGCAUCGUCAACGAUGGACGGCGGGCGCACAUGAGCACCUGGGGUGCAAGGAGGCAGAUGUGUGACGGGAUGCAUGGGGAACCAAGCGGAGAGAGCACGACAAUGCAGGGAUUUAACGAAUGUCAGGCAGUGCAGGGUAAGGAAUUCAAUGGACUGUUGUCGCCACCUUUGUCUGGGAGCCUUAGGGGCGGCCACCUUCGGUCGUGGACGCCCUUUGCCGCGUGGUUUGUUGGCCUUCUUCUCUUCUCGGUGCUUGCGGCGGCGCUUACGUACCGCUUUCUGCGGUCAAGACGCUCGUGGCGUGAUGAUUAUGAGGAACUCGUGGAGGAGGGUGGCCUGGAAACGGCGGAGAUGGGCGACACCAGGGCGUCGAGUCGGCCGGAUGGAAACGCCUCACGGCAACGUUUUCUGCAGUCGCGCCGGGCGGCUGCACAGAAGUCGUACGACACGGAGACGCCCACAAAGUAG
Molecule: messenger RNA, 615 nt
Organism: Trypanosoma rangeli
Lineage: Eukaryota; Euglenozoa; Kinetoplastea; Trypanosomatida; Trypanosomatidae
Exons: 1
Coding region: 1-615 (204 amino acids)
Source: RefSeq, a predicted model, not a curated record